Drosophila virilis is the source of this 4415-nucleotide messenger RNA. Its product is annotated as pneumococcal serine-rich repeat protein. The record is from RefSeq and is a predicted model, not a curated record. NCBI's taxonomy places the organism in Eukaryota, Metazoa, Arthropoda, Insecta, Diptera, Drosophilidae.
UUAAAAUUAAAACGAACACAUUUUUAAAAAGCCAUAAACAAAUCGUCGUAAAAAUUCGUACAAUUAUAGCGCGCGCCAAUAUUGCUCCAAUUCGGCAAACGGCUUAGCAACAAAUGCACUGAACAACAACAAAAACAACAACAAUAACAACAGCAACACCAAUAACAAGAACAACAAUAAACGGCUCGCAAUAUAGAAAGCAAACAAUCAAAUACAAAUAAUCAACUUCAAUAGCGACAACAACAACAAACAACGCCAACAACUACAGCACGGGAUUAAAAUCCAGCUAAAACAACAACAACAACAACAGCAACUACAACGAGCACAACAACAAAUGUGGUGGGUGCAUUGUGAUUAACAAGUCACAUCAUCAAAUACCUUCACACACACACACACACACUGCCAGACGCACAAACAGCUAUCGGCACAACAACACGCAAAGCGGAAAGACGGUGACCCUGGAGCAUGUCAUCCAUUUUCAGCAUGAUUCAACUGCAGACAAGACAAACGGCCAAAUGAAUCACUUGUCGCGCAAAGAAAGUAAGCUUCAUUAAGGAGUCGAUAAGAACAAGAGUCGAAAUCAAAGUGCCUGAUAAAAACGCCCAAUAAAUUGGAUCCUUUACCAACUCCCCAGCUGACGGAGUCAAAGCAAAUGCAACUGCACAGAAUUAAGAACGGCAUGGCACACUUUUGCUGGUAUCAUAAAUUGGUAUUCCUGCUGUUGAUGUUGUGCUGCGGCUAUACGCGGCCAGCCCCUGCACCUGUUCCCGCCCCUGCCCCGGCACUGGCAACGGGUCGUCAGAGUGAGCUCAUUGCGGGCAAUGAGUUUCUCAAGCUGUUCCUCGAUCACGACGAACAGCAGCGCAGCCUGCACAGCGAUGAGGAGCUCGAGGCACCCGCUGCUGGUCGCCUGAACAAUGCCAGAAGCUUGGAGCACAAGACGCGCUACCGCAACGCAAAUGCGCAGCAUCAGACAGAUGCCGAUGGCAAGCAGGUUGUCAAGUUAGUGACCACAGGCAGCAAGAUUGUCUUUCUAGAGGAUGCGCCCGCAGCAUCAACCAGCAAGCCAAAGUCCAGCGAAGAGGUCAAGGUGGUGGCUGUCAGCGUCAGCUCCUCCAGCAAGCGUGGCAGUCGCAUUAGCCGGACGCAGCCGCCAGCCUUCAAGCCACCUGCCACGCAAUCCCAUUCCCAGUCCCACAGAAGCAGCGCACCGAGUGCAAUCGGCGUGGACUUUGUCAAUCGCUCGCACAAGAGCGAACUGUCCAUUGAGGAGACGGAGCCACGCCUGGCCGCCGAUGUCAUGGAUGUCGAGAGCGACUCGCUGAACAGCGCCUCCAAUAUACAAAAUGUUUUGGCUGCACCAUUGCUGGCGGCAGCAACCUCCAGCCGCUCCAGUUCGGUGGCGUUUCGAGGCGCUGCUGCUGUUGCUGCGACUGGGCGAAAUGCCACUCGCAUAAAUCAGAGAGCCAACGAUGCGGAGGCGGUGUCUGAGGCAAACACUCAUGAGUCUGUUGCGGGUGAUGACAAAUUGCUGCCGUUCCAGACGGUGAUCUAUCACGACACGAAGCAGGGCCAUGGACCCCAGUCAAGAUCAAUAUCAUACAGCUCCAUAUCGCAGAACGUGGAUGAUCUCCAUGUGCCGGGCGGCUGGCAUCAUUCAGCCGGUAUCUUGGCGGAGGCACAGCGCAACGUGAGCGACAGCCUCAAGCCCAUGCCACGUCUCACCUCGGAGCCGUCCAAGUUCUAUUCCGUGCCAUCGAAAAUGUACAGUGUGCCUUCCAAGUUUUACUCGGAGCCAGCUAAGGUCUACUCAGAGCCGGCAAAGAUGUAUGGCCAGCCAGAGAAGGUAUAUUCGGAGCCGGCCAAAGUCUAUGGACAGCCGUCAAAGUUUUACUCAGAGCCAGCGAAAGUAUACUCGCAGCCAGCUAAGGUCUAUGGUGAGCCCGCCAAGACCUACUGGCCGCAUACUGUUACAACCGGUACCGGUGUCACUCUCGGCACGAACAGCUCGCCCACCACAACAGGCGCUACAUUGACAGCGGCAACAACAGCAACGCCAGCAACUGUGCCAACGGGCCCUGCUCCCACCACCUUUGUGCCCUCGCGUCGGCCAGCAAUUGUCUCGCGGAUUGCAUUCGGCGAGGCGCAGACGACAACGACAACAACAAGCAGAUCCAUGGAAUCCCAGACGGCAACGAGCAGCACGCUGCCCACCGUUAGGCCAAGCACUUGGCACCACCAUUAUCACAGUGGUCAUAAUCAUCAUCUGCACCAGCAACAACAGCAGCAGCAGCACCAACAACAACAGACUGCACUGAGUGCGGGCAAUUCGCAGCCGCGUCGUGUACUCUUCAAUUUGGAUAAAUUACCUUAUGAUUUAUUGAAUGCACCGCAACCGCAGCCAGCGCGCCAUCUAUUGGAGCCAAUUUUAUCAAAGAGUCCAAGCACAAGCGACUACCAGCAACAGCGGCAGCAUCAGCAUCAGCAACAUCAUCGUCCAUGUUGGGAACAACAGCAACGUCAGCAUUCAUCACUGUCGCUUCAACAUUCUAAUCAAAAUGCCAAAGGAUUGCCCAAUAGAGAUCUAGUCAAGUGUGUUUCCAAAUUUGCACACCAACAUGCAUCGCCCGCAGCAGCAUCCGGCAUUAGCGCCUAUUCAUACAGUUCCAGCUCCAGCAGCUCAUCAUCCUCAUCCUCCGCUGUUGCCGCAUCGCCAGUUGGCGAUGCGACCAUGUUGCCACACUUUACAACCGAACGCGCCGAGCUUUACACACCGACCCCAGAGCAGAAUUACGAAAUUGAAGAGUCCGUAAGUGUUAUGACAAACGGACGAGCCCAUGGAUUGCAGGGUGUCAGCAGCAGCAGCAGCAGCAGCGGCGGUAGUGGCGCACUGGUCACAGCCACAACACCAGCCAGUCCAGCAACCACAACAUCAACAACAUCCAAUGGAGCAGCGACAACAACAACGCAACACGGUCGCAAUCGCGGCAUAGACCGGGGACGCGGUUCGGUGGUGUACAACGCCAACGCAAAUGCCAACGACUAUGAUGGUGUUGGUGACGGUGGCGAUGAAGAUGCUGAGGGCAGGGGCAGCACAGAUGAGUCAGAUGAAGAUAAAGUUGCCUAUGUGGUGGAGGGACGCAACUAUCGCAAGUAUCGCGUCGAGGAGAAAACCGACGACGGCUUCAUCGUUGGCGAAUAUGGCGUCGUGGACCACAACGAUGGCAACCUAAGCGGUGUGCGUUACACCGCCGACUCGACCAUUGAUCGCAGCUUGAUACAAAAGGCGUUGUUGACAUUUCUGAAGCUCAAGUAGUUGAAGCCACAGCUGUACUGCGGCAACUCUCGAGCUGCCCGAGCUGACCCAGCUGCCUCAGCUGCCUCGAUUGGCUCGGCUGCCCAGCUGCCACAGCUGCAGCGGCAAUUCAUUUCAUACACAUGUGAUCCAAGUCGUAUUGUAGUUAGCGUAGCUUAAAUUAAUAUAAACUAGCCUUCAUUUAUACAAUCACAAUGACAUGAGCUGAAAGUUGUAAUCGAUAGUUGGAUAAUCGAUUUGAUGAGAAUUACAGUUAGUUUGAGUGAAAGGAACAUAUUGUUGAGCUGAUUGAUCUUUUAGCCAUCGUAACAUUCCAGACAAAUUUCAAGUGCUUUCUCCAGUUAAUCGAGCUUUUUCAUAUGAAGCACAAGCUAAAAGGGUUUCAUUAUCUUCACCAGUCGAAAGCACAAUUUCAUCCUCAAGUGCAACAUUCAUGUGCUUGCAACUGUUAGACGACCUUUCAGCCUUAAAUAGAAUCGUUGGAAACUUUUACCAGUAAGACUUUGAACGUAGCUUACACGUACUGUUAGGGUUGAAAAAGCUGCUUAAGUAUAAAAGCCAUGCAACAGCUUGUAUUGAGAAGCUGAAGCUAAUCACUUUUUAUCAAGAUUAAUCCUAUAUUUGAAUACCAACUUCAGCCAGUGUCUUUGUGACAUAAGUAUUCUUAGUUAGAUUGUCAACCCACGGCCACGACUCUCUGUCCUACUUUAUCCUACAUUCCCCUACAGCAAGUGUGCGUGUAUUUUGAAUGUGUGUGUGUGUGCAUGCUUAUGUGGCUGUAAACGAAUUUGUUUUAUGCUUAGUUAAUGUUUUAAUUAAUUUAUUGUAGUUGUUGGUAUUCUAAUUUAAUAUAAUGUAAUUUAAACUUUACACCUAAACUGAACGAACCGCAAAAUUUUACCUAGCAACUUGCCAUAAUUUACUCAUAUAACGAACGUGGCCAAGCUCUAACGAUUUGGCCCAAAAGCACGUACGCACCUAAAUGCAUAAACUAUCCUAAUUAGAGCCUAAGUAACUUGCAAUGUGAAAAAUUACAACAAAAAAAUAUAUAAAAAUAAAAAAUAAAUCGAGUGAAUUAAUAAAGAGCACUAAACUGAAA